CCGUGAGGGGGAUGCUGGAGAACCCGACAGAAGCCGUCAGUGAGCUGUCGUACUUCGACUGCAUCGACAGUGUCAUGGAGAACUCUAAGGUCCUCGGUGAGUCCAUGGCUGGGAUUUCCCACAAUGCCAAGAAUUCCAAUUUGCCAGAGUUUGGUGAUUCGGUCAGCGCUGGCUCCAAAGCUUUGUGUGGUCUGACUGAAGCAGCUGCACAGGCAGCGUAUCUGGUGGGAGUGUCUGACCCCAACAGCUCCGCGGGUCAGAAGGGUCUGGUGGACCCCUCUCAGUUUGCCCGGGCCAAUCAGUCCAUUCAGAUGGCGUGUCAGAACCUGGUGGACCCCGCCUGCACGCAGUCUCAGGUUCUCUCUGCCGCCACCAUUGUGGCCAAACACACCUCGGCUCUGUGUAACGCCUGCCGCCUGGCGUCCUCUAAAACUCCCAACCCUGUCGCCAAGAGGCAGUUUGUGCAGUCGGCCAAAGAAGUGGCCAACACCACGGCCAACCUGGUCAAGUCCAUCAAGGCUUUAGACGGAGCCUUUAACCACGAGAACAGAGAGAAGUGUAAAGCUGCCACUGGUCCUCUGAUCGAAGCUGUCGACAACCUCACGGCCUUCGCCUCCAACCCAGAGUUCGCCAGCAUCCCGGCUCAGAUCAGCUCCGAGGGUCACGCAGCCAUGGAGCCCAUCGUGGUCGCAGCGAAGACGAUGCUGGAGAGCUCGACCGGCCUCAUCCAGACCGCCCGCUCUCUGGCUGUCAACCCCAAAGACCCCCCCAAGUGGUCAGUGCUGGCAGGACACUCCAGGACUGUGUCGGACUCCAUCAAGAAACUCAUCACCAACAUGAGGUCAGAAACGGAUUCAGACUCUGAUACCAGAGGCCGAGCUGCUGCAGUCGCUUAG
Molecule: messenger RNA, 896 nt
Organism: Paralichthys olivaceus (Japanese flounder)
Lineage: Eukaryota; Metazoa; Chordata; Actinopteri; Pleuronectiformes; Paralichthyidae
Source: RefSeq, a predicted model, not a curated record